AUGGCGCCCAAUACCAUCGCCAUUCUGCUCUGCCUGGUCUCGACCCUCUCCGCAAUACCUCUGCCGACCUCAAAGACUGCCAUCCCUUAUGCUGCGCCUAGAGCCAUCGUCUGGGACAUGUCGGGUACCAUCACGGUCUCGCCCACUCAGAUUACUGCUACCAAAGUUCCUGGACCGCCCUUCAACGUGAAGAGGGUUGCUGCAAAGACUCAGACGGACGAAAUCUGGCACGAUGUCAUGUUUGAGGCGUACAUCGCGUAUGGCUGCUAUACAUUUUUUGCGCAGCGAACGGUGCGAUUCCACGCAAGUCCCACAUAUCGCUUCGAAGAACUCAGCUUCGAGGCUUUUACCUUGCCUGACUUCUCUAGACCCGGCUGUCGAAAUGUGUCGCCAGGCAAACGCACGGUGACGCCAGCAGAGAACUCUCUUAUCGAACAUAGCUAUCGCAUAGCCGACUCUUUCGCUAUCAAUGCAUCGGGUGCCGGCAGUAGCAAAUACGUUUCGCCGUUCAAAUUGAACAACGGCUUGUCGCGUGCUCUGUCCGAGCAUCUCGGAUUUCUCUCGUCGGGUGCUCAUUCUACUCAGCCCUCCAAUGCCAGCCGAGAGUGGCAAUGCGUCAAUUCAGCGAACUUGACCACAUCCGAGUCUGCGGGGGAUGAGGUGGUCGGAGGAUGCCUCGCUCCUACUACGGCUGUGCCCAUCGUUUGGGAGAUGACGGGCACCGUGACGGUCUCGCCCAAGGGUGUCCACCCGACCAAGAACGAGCCACCGCCAUUCAACGUCAACCGAGUCGACGGCUAUAACGGACCAGAUGGUAUCUGGCAUGAUGUCAAAUUUGAGGCAUACGUUGCGUACAGCUGCUACACGUUCUACGCGCAACGAACAAUGCGAUUCCACGCAAGUCCUACAUAUAAGUUUGAACAGCUUAGCUUCGAGGCGUACACGGUACCCGAUUCCUCGAGACCUGGAUGUCAGCACGUAUCGCCUGGCAGGCGCAACUUGCCGACGGCGCGCAAUACGUGGGAAAUUCUUCCCAUCUCGAACAUAGCCAUCGCAUAG
Messenger RNA from Mixia osmundae IAM 14324, 1059 nucleotides. RefSeq lists its product as uncharacterized. The transcript has 10 exons. Bases 1 to 1059 code for a protein of 352 amino acids. NCBI's taxonomy places the organism in Eukaryota, Fungi, Basidiomycota, Mixiomycetes, Mixiales, Mixiaceae. The record is from RefSeq and is a predicted model, not a curated record.